AUGUGGCUCCUCACAGUAAACAAGGUCUUAAGGAAAAUGCAGAGACGCCACAGCAGUAACACGGAUAACAUUCCACCUGAAAGAAAUCGCAGCCAAGCACUCAGCCCCGAGGUGAGCGUGGAUGAAGGGGGCGUCUUUGAGAGCCUGAAGGCAGAAGCCGCCUCCCCGCCCGCGCUCUUCUCCGGCCUCUCCGGCCUCCCGGCAGGCAGCCUUCCAGCCGCCCCGUUCCCAUCCAGCCUGGUGCUGGGGGCCUCGGCCAGUGGCGGGGACGUGUUCAUCCAGAUGCCAGCAUCCAGAGAGGAGGGUGGAGGCCGGGGCGAGGGGGGCACCUACCACCACCGCCCGCCCCACCACCACUUUCACCACGGAGGACACCGCGGGAGCUCGCUGCUGCAGCACGUGGGCGGGGACCACCGCGGGCACGCCGAUGAAGCGGGUGAUGAGCACCCGGGCACUCCCGCCCCUGCCCUGUCCGAGCUGAAGGCGGUGGUCUGCUGGCUCCAGAAGGGCCUGCCCUUCAUCCUGAUCCUCCUGACCAAACUGUGCUUCCAGCAUAAGCUCGGCAUUGCUGUGUGCAUCGGGAUGGCCACCACCUUCGCCUACGCCAACUCCACCCUCCGAGAACAGGUCUCUCUGAAGGAGAAGAGGUCAGUGCUGGUCAUCUUGUGGAUCUUGGCCUUUCUGGCGGGGAACACCCUAUAUGUGCUCUAUACGUUCAGUUCCCAGCAGCUGUACAACAGCCUCAUAUUUCUGAAGCCCAACCUGGAGACCCUGGACUUCUUCGACCUACUGUGGAUCGUGGGGAUCGCAGACUUUGUACUGAAGUACAUCACUAUCGCCCUCAAGUGCCUCAUCGUGGCCCUGCCCAAGAUCAUCCUGGCUGUCAAGUCCAAGGGAAAGUUCUAUCUGGUCAUCGAGGAGUUGAGCCAGCUGUUCCGAUCGCUGGUCCCCAUCCAGCUGUGGUACAAAUACAUCAUGGGUGACGACUCCUCCAACAGCCACUUUCUGGGAGGAGUCCUGAUGAUCCUCUACAGCCUCUGCAAGUCCUUCGACAUCUGUGGCCGCGUGGGUGGACUCAGGAAAGCCCUGAAGCUUCUUUGUACCUCUCAGAAUUACGGAGUCCGGGCCACUGGGCAGCAGUGCACAGAGGCUGGUGACAUCUGCGCCAUCUGCCAGGCCGAGUUCCGGGAGCCUCUGAUCCUUAUGUGCCAGCACGUGUUCUGUGAGGAGUGCCUCUGCCUCUGGCUGGACCGCGAGCGCACCUGCCCGCUCUGCCGCUCCGUUGCCGUGGACACCGUGCGCUGCUGGAAGGACGGGGCCACUUCGGCACACUUCCAGGUGUACUAGCCCCGAAGCUCCGGCACGCCCAGGGAGAUGACGGAGGGUCCGUGUUGUCGGGUCCGGCUCUGGGACUUCCUGGAAAACAGGCCGCAAGCUCUUAGUGUCCUGCCUCCUGCCUUUCUCCACCUCUUCCCCUAAAGCUUUCCGUUCUCCCCA
This is a messenger RNA of Eptesicus fuscus (big brown bat), 1497 nucleotides long. It is a transcript of the gene RNFT2, whose product is annotated as ring finger protein, transmembrane 2. Gene Ontology annotation, biological process: positive regulation of ERAD pathway. Bases 1 to 1347 code for a protein of 448 amino acids. Gene Ontology annotation, molecular function: ubiquitin protein ligase activity. The transcript is spliced from 10 exons. The record is from RefSeq and is a predicted model, not a curated record. NCBI's taxonomy places the organism in Eukaryota, Metazoa, Chordata, Mammalia, Chiroptera, Vespertilionidae.